Messenger RNA from Rana temporaria (common frog), 4534 nucleotides. RefSeq names its product tripartite motif containing 66 (gene TRIM66). The record is from RefSeq and is a predicted model, not a curated record. NCBI's taxonomy places the organism in Eukaryota, Metazoa, Chordata, Amphibia, Anura, Ranidae. Bases 81 to 3638 code for a protein of 1185 amino acids. The transcript has 18 exons. Gene Ontology annotation, molecular function: protein binding; zinc ion binding.
UAUUUCUCCUUCAUGUGACGCCUCCGGGGAGAACGCCGCCCGACCUCUCCGUCUAAAAGGAGCCCAUCGGUCAUUCCAAGAUGGCGAAGAGCUGCUACGAAUGCGCGGAGAAGAACCCCGCCCACAGCCUGUGCACGCGUUGUAACAAGUGGUUGUGCAGCACCUGCGCGGAGCAGCACCGGCACAGCAAGGGGAGCGGAGAACAUUAUCUGCAGCAAAGGACAGGGACUGACGGCGGCUCCGGGAACCCCAUGUAUUGCCCCCUCCACACCCAGGAGACGCUGAAGUUAUUCUGCGAGUCGUGUGACAGUCUGAUCUGCCGCCAUUGCCUCGUCCUGGAGCACAAGGAUCACAGGUUCCGGAGGCUGGAGGAGGCUCUGCAGAAUCAGCGGGUUCUGCUGGAAAAUGUCGUCACGCAAGUGGAGGAGAAGAAAAUCGUUGUGCAAGCAGCCGGGAAGCAGAUAGAGGACCGGUUGUAUGAAAUAAAACACAUGCAGAGGAAGGUGGAGAACCAAAUCAAGAUGACGAAGAUGGUGAUUAUCAACGAGCUGACCAAGAGGAUGAACUCUCUGCUGGAGCAGCUGGAGAAAAUCACCAGUGAGAAGCAGCAGAAGUUUGAGCAGCAUUUGCAGUCAGUGCUGGUUCUGAACCGCCAGCUGGACCACGUCCAGAACUUCAUCAACUGGGCCAUGUACAGCAAAAACAGCGUCCCCUUCCUGUUCAGCAAGGAACUGAUUGUGUUCCAAAUGCAGCGACUCCUGGAGACCAGCUGUGGGGGGGAUUUCGGACGCCCCUUGAAGAUGAAGUUCAGUUGGGAGCCGUCCGUCUGGACCAAAAAUAUAUCAAAUUUGGGUUGUAUACUGACGGAUCCUGCGCACUUAGCGCCCCCGGAGGUCCCCAGCUACGCACCAGUAGAAGACCUUCAGUCAUCGUACUAUCAGGGUCAUCACCAACCCAACACCCCCCAUCUGACCCCCCUUAGUAACACCCAGAACUUUACCCCCACCGUCCAGAUCCCCACCCCGGUCUGCUGCGCCCACUGCCACACCCUGCCGUCCGUCACCAAGAGCCAACCGGUGAACAGCACCAUCAGCCACCACGUCAACUUCUCCCACUCCACCACCAUCAAGCAGCAGGCGGUGCAGCCCCUACAGUAUAGCGCGGCCAAGGAGCAGAAAUGUCCCUCCCGCCCCCUGAGGGUCAUCCAGCCGUGGUUGACUCAGCAGCCGCACAGCGAACAGGACAGCGCCUCCUUCUGGUCAGAGAGCCAGCAGCAGAGAGGGGCCACCGUCCAGCCCACCGUACAGAGCGUUGCCCCCAUCUGCGCCGUGACCACUCAGGAUUUCAGCCAAGUACACACGACCAUCCCGCUGACCACGGCCGCCACCCUGCAGGCCCCGUCUGUGCAGAUGCAGCUGGGCCCGGUGCACAGCGUCAGCCAUGUGCAGCAACAGCAGCGGCACCAGGUUCAGGCCCCCGCUGGGCUCGGCUCCUCUGACCCCACCCACGAGCAAGUCAUGCACAACAGCCUGGACAUCAUCAACCAGCAGUUUGAGCUGGAGCAGAUGCAGAAGGGCCUGGAGCUUCUCCUGCAGAGCCAGCCGUCCAACGUCCAGAUCCACCAGAGCAAACAGCCGCAACACGUCCAGCAAACCAUCGUGGGCCAAAUCAACUACAUCGUGCGCCAGCCGGCCCCGGUGCCCCUGCAGAGCCAGGAGGACGUGGCGCCGGUGUGUGAUGACCCCAUAUCUCCGGGAGGUCACACGGUGGAUCUGUCGCCCGUCGCCAGCCAUUCUCCCGUCAACAUCCAAGCCCAGUCAAUAGCCGAUGAGAUCAUCGCCGCGGUGGAGAACGACGCCUGUCGGCGGAACCAGCUCAACGCCAGUCCCGCCAGGAAGCGCUCGGCCUCGGAAAGUUUCUCCGAUUCCCCGGAGCCAGACUUGCCGUCGCCCCGCCUGCCGCGCCCGGAAGACCCCCAGAUGCAGCCGGUGCCCUGCCAGUUUUUCGGGCAGCCGGCGGACAGAUGCUACGGCGCCGACGUGGAAGCGGAGAGGAUCGCUGCCUUCGGGCAGGUGGAAGCAGCUGUGAGCGAGAGCAUGCACUUAGAAUCCGGCGAUCACCUAGCAACAGGGGGCGCUCUCCUGGGGAACGCUGUAUGUAAGAUCGAGAACCAGAAUUUCAGCUGCGGUGAGCCUCCCGCUGAACCCCCUCUGCCCAAUGACAACAACGGCUCCGCCCUUAGCGACAUCGUCCUGCCGCUGGAAAAUAUCCUCGAAGAACCCAUAAAUCUGUCUCUAAAAAAAAGUUUUCCAACCGAACCGCCAGCCGCUCCCAGGAAAACCUUUCCUCCUCCCCGACCUGUUAUCAACAAGGAGAUAAAAAACGAGGCUGAUUCUGAAAACCGCUUCAAGCCGCGCUAUUCUGGAGUCACGAAGACCCAACAAGAAGCUCCAAGGCCGGAACCCAAAGAAACCAAAAUCCCGUAUGUGCGUCUGGAACGUCUGAAGAUCUGUCCUCAGGACUCGGGGGAGCUCCCCACCUUCAAGGUGCAGCCGCAGAAGAAGGACGAAGACGGCUCGCUGCGCUUACUGGUUAAAUACGGGGCGAGGUCUAGAAGCCUGUCCAUAAAGGUGAACACAGAAAACCCUCCCCCGCCCUCCGCCUCCAGCGAGCUCCCGCAGCAGGCCCCGAUAUCAUACGCUAUGGACUUCUCCCGACCCACGCCCAAUCCUGUGCCGCCGCCGCCACCGCCGCCGAAACCCCACCUCUACCCGCGUAUUCACUCGUACACAGGCGGGACGGGUCAGGAGAUCCGACAUAUGGCCGUGGAAGAAGAACCGAGCCAGAAAUGUGAAACCAUUCCGGGGCCCCAACCUAUGAGGAGGUCAGAGGGCCCCGGGGGCCACAUAGAGAAUGAAGACUUCUGUGCGGUUUGUCUGAACGGAGGGGAAAUGCUGUGCUGCGACAAUUGUCCCAAGGUCUACCACCUGUCCUGCCACGUCCCGGCUCUGCUCAGCUUCCCAGUCGGGGAAUGGGUGUGCACGCUGUGCCGCAACGAGAAGAAGCCGGAGGUGGAAUACGACUGCGAUAACGUUCGAUAUAGCCGGGACAAUAAAAUAGAGGAGGGGAUGUUACCGCACCUGGACCCCUGCAAUCAGAGGAAGUGUGAGAAGUUGGUCCUCUCUCUGUAUUGUAACAGUCUGAGUGUCCCCUUCCAGGAGCCGGUCAGCCCUCUGGCGCGUCACUAUUACCAGAUUAUCAAGAGGCCGAUGGACCUGUCAAUCAUCCGGAAGAAGCUGCAGAAGAGGCACAUCCCCCAUUACUCCGCCCCCGAGGAGCUGGUGUCCGACAUAAGGCUCAUGUUUUGGAAUUGCGCUAAAUUUAACUAUGAAGAUUCGGAGGUGGCCGAAGCCGGCAGGAACCUGGAAGUGAUCUUCGAGGACUUGCUGAAGGAAGCUUAUCCCGGCCGUGUCUUUCCCUUCCCCCAGGAAGACGACUCGGAAUCCGAGGAAAUCGGGGCCGAGAACUGCCACAUGAAGGGCUUCCAUUGGCCGUCCUACGGAGGGGAGUGCCCCCAGCCCAAAAGAAGGCGGCGUCACACCAUCAGCCAGAAAGCCAAAGACUUCAGCCUGUGCUAGUUCUGGGGAAGAAACGAGCCGGGAUCAUCACGGGGGACUGGUUAAUGCCAUCCAGGCAACGCUGCAGCUGUGCUAAAGUCACAAGAUCCUUUCAAUUUAAACCGUCGCAGCCCAAUUCAGCAGGCUUUUUAUGGUGCUCAUAGAUGGGCCUACCUCUUCUUCUGUAUGUGUGCCGUAAACCUCUCCGGAUGCUGUAGAACGCUCUCGGCAUACAUUUUCCAAGGGCGUUCACCGGCGUGCACAAGGAUUUAGCCGGCCCGGUCAGAUGUAGGAGAUAUAAUAAGGACAAUUUGAUUUAAUAUUAUUUUUUAUUAUGUAUUUAUUAUUUGUUUUACAAAUACUGUGGUACAGCAGUAGCUGUUUGCUUUCAGACUGUCUCUCUCUAAUUGAAAAUAAUACUGCCAUGCCUUUAAAAAAAUAAGGCGGGGGGGGGGGGGCAAUACUUGGGAUUUUGGAGCACUCUGAAUACAUUUUCCAAGGGCAUUCACCGGCAUUUACAAGGAUUUAGCCGGCCGAUCAGAUGUAGGAGAUAUAAAAAGGUCAAUUUGAUUUAACAUUUUUUUUACUUUGUAUAUACAAUCUUUGUUUUACAAAUACUAUAGUACAGCAGUAGCUGUUUGCUUUCAGACUGUCUCUCUCUAAAUUAGAAAAAAAUAAAAAUACUGUCCUGUCUACAAAAAGAAAGACGAAAAGGGGGGCUUUUAUUUGGGAUCUUGGAAUACGUAGCAUACUUUUUCUAAAGGGCAUUCAAGGAUUUAGCCGGCCGAUCAGAUGUAGGAGAUAUAAAAAGGUCAAUUUAAUUUAACAUUUUUAUACUUUGUAUAUACAAUCUUUGUUUUACAAAUACUAUAGUACAGCAGUAGCUGUUUGCUUUCAGACUGUCUCUCUCUAAAUUA